Numida meleagris (helmeted guineafowl) is the source of this 4950-nucleotide messenger RNA. RefSeq names its product interleukin 5 receptor subunit alpha (gene IL5RA). The record is from RefSeq and is a predicted model, not a curated record. Gene Ontology annotation, cellular component: external side of plasma membrane; membrane. Gene Ontology annotation, biological process: cytokine-mediated signaling pathway; immunoglobulin mediated immune response. Bases 1562 to 2836 code for a protein of 424 amino acids. Gene Ontology annotation, molecular function: cytokine receptor activity; protein binding. The transcript is spliced from 11 exons. Lineage: Eukaryota; Metazoa; Chordata; Aves; Galliformes; Numididae.
UUAAAUAUCCUGCCUCGCCUUUAGAAUAGAUCUCUUUUCUGCUGGAACACCGAGCUGCAGCUGUCAGAGCUCUCUGCUCAACAAUUAGCUGUUUAUUCAGGGAUGCACAGUUACAGACAACAGGGCACCUAACCGAUCCCAGUGCCUCCCAGCAGGAUUUGAUUACAUCCCUCAUUCCCGGCUGACGUUUGUCUAAAGAUGCCCGGCCAUAGUUUCCUGCUCCCCUCAGCCCAAGCACUGAAGGUGUUCCCUAACAUCUAACCUGAAUUUUACCUGUCAUUACCUUUUAUUUCUAGUCCCUCAGCGCAAUGGACGUGAAGAACAGGUGAAAGCCUCCAUAUGUGCUCUAAGAUUGCACCUCUGCAUGUGCUUUCCCCUAGCUUGUUUUGAGGAGUUUCUCCACUGGUUCAGGCUUUCCUAGCAUGCGUCACUGCGCGCUGACCUCCUGUUGUUUGCUCCACGUCUUCCUUCAGUGCAGCAUCUGAACAGGGCAGUGCUUGGAGUGGAAGCUUUAUCAGUGCUGAGCAGAGCAGAAAGAUUGCUUCAUGUGUCUUGCAGAGGAUGCCAGCUGCCCCAGGGCGCGUUUUUCUCAAGUGCACGGCAGUUGUUCAAUCCUCUGUCAUUUAUGGCCUGGCAUAACCCCAGAUCCUUUUCUGUAGAGCGGAUACCUAAUCACUAAUUGAUUACUAAUAGCUUGUAAUUUGCAGUUAAUAGUGCCUAAAUGUGGUUGAGAACUUGACCAUGCUGAACUUCCUUAAAUCUAGUUCUAGUCUCCGAAGAACUCACCUCUCCCAGCUUGCAUCACCUUCACAGUUAGAGGAGUUCUCUGUAUUUGCAAUCCAGGUUUCUAAUGUGUAUGUCAUUAGCCCUCUCACGGUUCCUCUAGGCCUGUUACGAACAGACACACUUUCUGCUGGGUUUUCUCUAGGCCCUGAGGUUGUUUUCCACUCCUUUUGAGCCUGUGUUAUCCGACCUUCCCAUGGAUCACAGCUCAAAGCUCUCUGCACGAGAUUGGGAAGCUGGUCUUGCUCUGGUGCCAGUAAUUUCUCAGAAUACCACUGAUUGAUAGACACGUGUCUCUACGGCAGGAUGACUGGAUAAGAUCAUACUGCACAGUCUUUCCAGCAGCAUUAGGAUUUGAUUUUCUAGGGGAUUUUUCAACUUGGCAUGUCAGUGCUGGUCAGUAAGUAGAUUCUUUGCGGUGAGUGUUUAAACAUUCCUGGCUCUCCAAUAGUUAGUAGAGCAUGAUCAGACCCUAGACUAUGGUAUAUAACUAACCCUCAAUACAUAAAGUAAAACCACGUGCUAGAACAGAGCCUUCCAUCCUGUGGUUAAAUCUGCAGUUCCCUUUUACAAUGCAUGCUUGUCUAACUUAUCAUCUCCUAUCAUUUCUGAAGUACCUAUCACGUCUGUACUUAAAAGACAGCAGUUACAAAAGGAACCCACAGGGAGAUGACCCAGAGGAUGCCUGAACAAACAGAGCAGGCUCUUCACAGAACUUUGGAGGCUCUGCAGCUAUCAGCCUGUCUGUAAAAAGGUGGCAAGCCCUGCACUCUGAUACAUGGUCGUUCCCACUGACCAUCUAAACAUUAUGGCCAGCAUGAUGAGAGUUUGUCUGACCCUCCUUUGGAUAAGAAUCAUGCUCCAGCCACUCACACUUCAGUGUAAAGCAGUUCAGGUUUUCCCACCUGUUAACUUCACCCUGACAGUCUCUGCAUUAGCACAAGUGCUUCUACGCUGGAAGCCAAGCCCUAAUCAGGAACAAAAAAACUACACUAUCAGAUACGAUGUGAAAAUCUUAACUCCUGUGUUUGAAGAGUAUGAUACAAUGAAGACUCACAGUUUCCGAACAGCUGUACUUCACAAUGGUUUCUCUGCACAUGUCCGGACAUUACUUUUCCAUAAGGGCCUUCAGAUGACAAGUGACUGGGUGACAGCGGAACUCCAGGCUCCGCCGGGUGCUGAAAAUACAGCUGUCACUGAUUUGUCCUGCGUUACUCGCUUCACCGUUUCUAGUACUGUUUCUCUCCGUUGCACUUGGCUUCCUGGCACAGGGGCACCAGAAGAUACUAAGUACUUUCUGUUUUACAGGUAUCAGACCUACACGGAAGAAUGCCAGGAUUAUAUCACAGACAAGUGGAACAGGAAUACAGAGUGCAGAUUUUCAGUGACUCAUAUUGCUCCCGAUGAGAUCGACGAGCUCAUUGUAAUACACAUUAAUGGCUCUAGCAAGUAUGCUGCAAUCAAACCUUUCCAGCAGUUAUUUAACCAAAACGCCAUUGAGAAAGUGAAUGUUCCCAGAAACAUCACUGUUUUCUUAGAGCAAAACGAUCUCGUGGCCACAUGGGAGAAGCCACUUUCUACUUUCCAUAAAGGCUGUUUUGAAUAUGAAUUUUACCUCAUCAACUUGAAGUCAGGUAACAAGCAGGUAUCUAAAACAUACUCCCAUGACUUCAGAUUACGGAUUGAUGUUACCUGCAGAUAUUCCAUACAAAUAAGAGCAAAUUAUCACAUGUGUUGUGUAAGUGGAUUUUGGAGUGACUGGAGUGAAACUCUUUAUAUAGGUGGAAACAAACAGGAGAAUCUCAUAGUCUGGAUUCUCACUGUGCUUUGUGUAUCCACAUGCUUUACGGUCACGCUUAUUGGUAUUAUAUGCAAAUCACAACACAUGUGGAGCAAACUGUUUCCACCGAUUCCAACACCCAGGAUCAAGUUCAGAGAUCCCUUUCCAAAUCACUAUGAGAGGGCGCGCAGCUGCCCCAGCGAGACAUGGCUGGAGCCGGGCGGCCUGGCCGAGGGCCUCCCCUGCAGCGCUCUGCACGACGACGUCUUCUGAGGGCAGCCACGAGGCCACACGCUCAGAACUGCUCGACUGUGGUUCCGGCAGUUUUUUGUUCGUUCAUUUACAACAACCGUGUGAGCGGUGCGGAAGGAGCACGGUGGUGCCAAUGGCAAGGUGACAGCCCCGACCCACAGACAUGGUGCAAAAGGUUACAGCGUAAGAGGAAAAAAAGAAGAAAAACAACAUGGGAAAAUGGCGCAUGCUGAUACCUUUCCUCAACCCCAUCUAUAAAACACAGCCUGCGAAUGCAGUCCUCAGUUAUACAUAGCGAAGGACGUUUGCCAAGGAGCUCUCUGUGGUUUCACCAGGGCUUUCUGAUACCAAAGGAGCUGGGCUCCUCCUCUAUCGGUAAUUCCAGCUGCCUUCAGAUGGGUUUGAAAAUCUGAGCCCGCUACUGCAACUUGCUCAUCUUACCCAUCCAAGCAAGUUAUCACACCUGCCUGAAGCUGCCCGAGCAGCUCAGGUCUGGCCUUGCUGGCUGCUCUGCUCUUCUUGCACUGCCCAAAGAGCUUCCUGCCCACCCACCUGCCCCGAGCAUGUAAACAAGGAAUAAUGAGACAAAAAAAACCCCAAAACACCGAGCAAUGAAGUUGUUUGGAAAGUGCCUAAACAUAAUGGAGUUCCCAGGUGCUAAGGACUAAAAAUAAUUAUAAUAAAUGAGGCAGCUCUCAUCUGGGUGAAGUAGCAUGGCUCCAUCAAAAUUAAUGUAGCUCAUUAAUAUAACAAUGUUUCUGCCUCAAAUGUCUCUACUGCUUGUGAUUGGAAUGGAUUGGAGGUGCCCAGCUUUAACAGUCUGAAAAUCAGUAUUUCAUUAGUAAAAUCCUAAAAGCAAGAUGAAAGAGAAUUCAUUUGCUGUAUUUCAUUUAUGUCACGGCUUCAAGUACUCUAAUAAAUAAGAUUUCUAAAUAUAAUUUCAUUCCCAUUAAGGGAAAGGUGCUGCAGAGAUUAAUGCAAUACAUUUUGGUGCAGUUUGGACUUGAGCUGUGCGCUGUGACUGCUCCGCACUGGCGGUGAAAGCCUUCAGCUCUUGGGGCAUCAGAGCUUGGACAGGUACCCAAGUUUCUACUACAAACUUCAGAAGUGACAAAUAAGCUUUGGAUUUUCUGUGCCCGGAUUUCUGUGUUUUUUUCCCCAAAGCCACGCUCAGUGCCUGGAGCACCCAGGUGCCCCCACCGGGUGCCAAGCUCCCUACCUCCGUGUGAGUGUUGCUGCUCCUCCUUUCCUUCCUCACGCAACGCUCAGAAUCACAAGCCCAUGCUGCUGGUUGGGAGCCGAUGAAUCACCCCGACACGUGGCCGGGCUGAGUGCUGCGUGGCCCUAUAGUGGCACGAAGACAUUAAAACAUGAAUUUUUUAAUUACUUCUUAGGUUGCAUUCCAAUGAAGAAGAAAUCUUUUCAAAGCCAUCACUAUUUUUCCUCGUUUUAAUAAAUCUUUUUACAAUUCCCAUAGAAGAUAGCAGUUUUAAAAUUUCUUUCUAAAGACUGAAUCGGAUACCAGGCCGUUUUGGUUUUAAGCAUCACGGAUGGGCCAAGUGCAGUGGGUUCCUCUGAGACAUCAAAGGAAACACCCAAGAUUGGGUGGCUCCAAUCACACAACUUCUGCUGCCACACAUAAAGCACAGAAUUGGAAACACAAAACGUGAAGAAGGAAGCGAUGCCUUACCUGGGGGAGUGGGGGAAGCAUUUGUUUUGUUUCUGAUCCUUUUCCAUAUCUCGGCGAGACUCGGAGAUGCCCGAGCUGCGCUCCAACCGCACCAGCCCACACAGAAGUUUUGCAAGGUCACAACUCUACAGCAACAGCUGCUGUCAGCCCCACAGAUUUAUUCUAAAGCGGACUCCACUGCGGCCCCCCAGGUGGGGAGGAGCCAGGUGGGCGCAGGGCGCUGACAUUUGUCACUGCAGGUGCAAAGGGACGGGGCGGAGAAACGCUCCCGGCAGACAGGUAUCUUUACAAAUGACAGAAUAUUUAUUAACAAUACCUUUAAAAAAAGGUUACAUCUGCUAGUUCACCGAUAAAUAUCAUUUACACUGGGGAGAAAACUACAGCUCUUUUUUUUUUGUUCCAUUUUUCUUGGUUUUGUGGGUUUUUUUUCUUUUUUUUUUUCCUU